CAAACGAAAGUACUACAGUGUCGUGAAUUUUUUCAUUCCGGAGCUAAACACGGCCUCGUUGAUUUACAUUCAGAUUCAGUUGGUCCUAGAAGAGACACCUGGCCAAAUAGCAUGAACUAAAAAUAGGUCGCCUCUUUUGCUAGUAAAAUAUGGUGACACGAUUAUAGGUGCCCUGUCACCUGGCACGUCCCUUUCUCAAAAGUCCAUUUCGGUGCACCUACGCUCCUGGCAUGUGGGGAAGAGUUGUACAAUCUUGCAUGCCAGCUAGUGACUCGACGAAGGGCGCACAGUCAGCUCAAAUGACCUCAUAUUUAGAGAGGCAGCUGAGAGGCACGGUAUGAGGCCAUCUUGUGUGUUUUACGGUAAAACUUUUACCCCUCCAGUCACCUUCUAUCUACGUACUAGCUACUUCGAUCCAACCUAGCGCUGAGACUUGGAAACCGUGCUUUCCUCGCCGCUCGUUCCCUCCAUGGCAGCUCACGCUUUCACGCACCACCUGUUCGCCACCCCACGCAUUGGACGUUCGCUGAAAUUAGGUAGCUCAUGCAGAUGUUUCCAUCCCAUCCUGACGACUUUCUCCUAUAUAAACCGAGAUCAACACUGUAGGUUAACGUGAGUUCAUCUGCAUGUGCACUGACGAGCCGGCAACAUAAACGAUCGAGGCGGUGGCAGCAACAGCAAGCAAAGCAUGAAGAGCUCGCGCGCCGUAGUGCUGGUGCUCCUACUAUCCAUCGCCAUAGCGAGCUGCAGGCUCUCGCUCGCCGCCAACGACCACGAGAGCAGCAGCAGCACCAGCAUCACGGCCAUCCUCGGCCGCGACCUGCGGGGGUUCAUCGCCAGGGCCGGCGACCUCUUCAGAUCGGACGGCGGCGGCGCCGGCGCCUGGCGCGCCGCGAACAACAUCACCGCCGCCGAUAAUGUGGAGGCGAAGAACCUGAGGGCCGUGGCGGCGUCCAGGAGGCGGCGGCCCGCCGCCAGGAAGUCCGCCGGCUCCGGCGGCAGCUGCAUCAGCGCCGCGGCGUGCCGGAGGAGGCGGGUGAUCUGCGGCAAGAGGUGCUACGACGGCGCCUCCGCAUCCUCGCGCGCCGGCGCCAGCCUCAACCACGUCCCGUCACGGUGCGUCGUCAAGUGCAGGAAGUGCGUGCCCACCUGCUAGAUAGAUCCUCGAUCCUCUUCGUUCUGCGAUGGCUGAUGAUGGGUCUCGACUCGAUCGCCUCCUGCUCAGCACUUCAGCAGCAUGCAGCUCCGAUCAACAUUUCUGUCGUAGGUUCAGUGGAAUAAAUAAAAGAUGCAAAACCUGUUCCUCCAUGCAGUAGUAGGUACACGUACUAGUGACUAGUGAUGAAUACUCCGUCUGUGCGUUUUGUAUUGGAUUCGUUUUUUUCCCCCUCCAUGAAUGUUGCUACGUUCACUUCCAGGGUACAGUUACACAGUA
Messenger RNA from Sorghum bicolor (sorghum), 1435 nucleotides. RefSeq lists its product as uncharacterized. Bases 689 to 1156 code for a protein of 155 amino acids. The record is from RefSeq and is a predicted model, not a curated record. Lineage: Eukaryota; Viridiplantae; Streptophyta; Magnoliopsida; Poales; Poaceae. The transcript has a single exon.